AUGGCGCUCCUGUUGCUUCCUCCUGUAUCCUCGGAAACGGAUUGGACAGAUUACAUACAAAUGACGUCCGUGCCUCUUGUCGGCCUCGAUCUCAGCUGCGAUCUCGUCUGCGGUCUCGGCGCUUUUCCAGGCCUUCGGCCUUCCUUUCGCGCCUUGACCUUGCCUCGCUCUUGCCCUCGAUCUCGACCUUGUCGAUCCACGGUCAACCGUGCAUUCCUUGGCUUCGCCGCGGAAAGCACGACUGACCUCGAUCUUCAAGGGCCACGAACGUUUUUAUACAAGAUGCUGACCUGGAAGGUCCCGCAAAUAAUGAAAUAG
Molecule: messenger RNA, 318 nt
Organism: Seminavis robusta
Lineage: Eukaryota; Bacillariophyta; Bacillariophyceae; Naviculales; Naviculaceae
Source: the annotation of a GenBank genome assembly